AUGCCCCUUAAUUUAGACAAAAAGUUUGAAGGUUGGGAAAAUGGUUUGGACCCCGAAGAUUUCUCCCUUCUCUCCAUCCUGAAAUUCCGUAAGAAAAAAGAUGAUUUCUCGUUUCAUAGAGUGGUCGAGCAUACUCUUGUAUCAAAGUUCGUUUCAUACGUUGCAGAAAAUGCAGAUGAAAAUUGGAGGAAGGUGGCCUCCAUCCUUAACAAAGAUGGUGAGCUAAAGGUGAGGCCAGUUAGGUUCAUUAUUGACACACAUAUUGACACACAAAGUGGCGAAGGAAUAGAGAAGAAGUUGGACGCUGUCAAAACAACCGCCUAA
Dentiscutata erythropus is the source of this 324-nucleotide messenger RNA. Lineage: Eukaryota; Fungi; Glomeromycota; Glomeromycetes; Diversisporales; Gigasporaceae. The record is from the annotation of a GenBank genome assembly.